AUGAAAUACACACUAAAUAUAAAACGGUAUCGCAUAACAAAGAUCUCUCGAUACCCGAAAACUUCCGUCGGAGGCUCGACGUCAGGCUACGGUCGCGCACUUUCUCUUUUCGGCGGCUCUCGCAGGCCCGGGGGCAGCGGCGAAUGUGAACUGCGGGAGAAAGUGCGCGAACGCUUCCCGAACGGCGUUGGGUUGCGAGCACUGACCAUUGACGAAUACGUGCUGCCUCCAGAUGUGGUACUGGCUCCAGCGGUCGUCGUCUUGCACAUGACCGUGCUGCAGCUGUGGCAGGGUAGGCAAUGGUGGCGGCGGCGCGGGCGGCAAAAGCUGUGGCGGCGGCGCCGGCGGGCCGAGGGGCUGAACUGGUUGCGGGUGCUGGUACUCCAUGGAGAAGUCGAGGCGCUUACGACGCGCUCUCACACUAUUCACACAUCGCGACGCGGGAGCAGCUAUGCGCUGAAAGCGCUACAGGAGCGUGCGUGCGAACGCGGCGGCGUGCGGCGCGCGAAUCGCCUCGCCGCGGUCCGCCACUUGCGCCUCCCCCUCCCCUCACCGCCUCACCACCACUAUCACUACCACCUCAUCGUCACAGGCUUCCGUCGCUUCCUCACUGCGUGGCACAGUUUUUAA
Molecule: messenger RNA, 630 nt
Organism: Parnassius apollo (apollo)
Lineage: Eukaryota; Metazoa; Arthropoda; Insecta; Lepidoptera; Papilionidae
Source: the annotation of a GenBank genome assembly